AUGGGCAUCCCGUACAGCAGAGAGAUCAAUGCUGCCUUUGAGCAGGUGACUCCGUUGGUGGCAGCGGGUUUCGAGGUCCUUGAGACAACAAAGGACAUUGCGAUCCUGUUGGCUUGCAUUCAGGUCCUGACUGUCACUCUCCUGGCAUUCAUCCUCUUUGCUCUUCUGGCCCUGAUCAUCACCAUGAAUCCAGACUUGGAGAAAGAGAGAAGGGAGCUGGUGACGCCGUCUGUGGUUUGGUUGGCCAGCUGGGUAUACGCCUAUGGGAGACCCGCGAAAUGGUUGCUCAGAAUCGUCUUGCUAACGUCCUUUGUCGGGCUCUGUCUCUUCCUCUGGCAAGGGUCGCUGGCUGGUGUCAAGGCGCGGAAAGCUGAUGGCACAUCUGAAGAAACACCUGAGGGCCAACAGCAGAAAGUGGAAGAGGCGAAAGAGAAGAGCAAGGCGAAAGGGAAGCGUAAGGACACCGAUGAUGGGAAAUGA
Molecule: messenger RNA, 480 nt
Organism: Exophiala spinifera
Lineage: Eukaryota; Fungi; Ascomycota; Eurotiomycetes; Chaetothyriales; Herpotrichiellaceae
Exons: 1
Coding region: 1-480 (159 amino acids)
Source: RefSeq, a predicted model, not a curated record